CAAUAACGUCUCCAGAGCACCUCAGCACCUCAGAAUCUUUCUGAAAAAUCAAUCUUUUCCGCACCCAGCACACCACUUAUAUAGAGCCUCAGGUUUCACAAUGUUCAAGAGGCUUCUGAAGAAGGAAGAGAAGCACGAUGACGACAUGACAGUUUGGGUGCCCAAAGGCGUCUACAACUCAGUAGCACCGAUAUGGGACGAACGAUACGCAUGGCAUCCCAUGGCUGUUGACGACUCGCUGCCCAUGGACCAGACCUCGUUCAUCCAGGUGGACAACAAGGUUGAAGACGGCGAGGAAAACCCAGAAAGCCACAACGAAACAGCCGCCAGCUCCAGUAACGAGAACUCGGCACCCGAAGCAUCAGCAGAUGACAGUGCAUCGGUCCACUCCGCCGUCUCGACCGUGCCAAGCAUGACGGGCCGUAGCAGGCAGGGGUAUUCUGCGCAACAGCCGGGGAAACUCCAGAAGCGGACGUCGUUCGGGUUCCCGGUCAGGCAGAUGUCCUGGAACACAAGCAGGAGGAAACGGGAGGCGCUGCUCCAGCGGAAUAAGUCCCGGAACAAGUGUGGCGUCCCGGGCAAGAGGACAUCGUCACAGGCGCCGGCGGCUCCGGUCGCCGGAAAGGGGUCACCGGGGCCCGGAACAGGUCCGAGAUCGUCCGCGUCUGUUCCCGUCAGUGUGGGCGGAGACUUCGUCAUGUACGCGCUGUGAUCUAACUAUACCCUCCCUGCUUUGCACAGCUGGUAUUAAU
This is a messenger RNA of Diaporthe batatas, 752 nucleotides long. RefSeq lists its product as uncharacterized. The record is from RefSeq and is a predicted model, not a curated record. NCBI's taxonomy places the organism in Eukaryota, Fungi, Ascomycota, Sordariomycetes, Diaporthales, Diaporthaceae. The transcript has 2 exons. Bases 101 to 712 code for a protein of 203 amino acids.